AUGUUUUUUUUGUCGCAUUUAAUUUAUUUUUUUUAUAAAUACAACGGUAUAUGUAGUUGUGUAUAGAAUAUAAUUCUCUUCAUCUACGGCUUCACCGGUUAGUAGAAAGGUCUACGUGUGAUACAGAGAUCUGAUGAAGCCUGACAAUGACAACUGCUGGUUUGAUCGGCCACGAAUGACGAAUAGGAAACGUAUUUAACGUUUUGGAUGUGGACUUUUCAGAUGUGGCUGGCCCGGAAAGCGAAAAAGAUCCAUUUGCUGUGUUCUGUACUUUUGAUCGCCAUCAUUCUGUUAGCGCUCUCUAUUCUACAACUGGCAGACUUAUUAAGUCUACAACGUCAGAAUUUCAAACUUCAAGGGUUACCAAUAGAUAAAGUACACCAAAUUCAGGAGUUACAGACGGAAAAACCUGAGUUUUUCAAGCGAGACAUGGGAGGAAGCAGAGCGAAUUAUAGCUCGGUGGAAGCAGACGAGCUGAUCAAAAUGUUGAAAAGAUUCUUCAACCAAACAGACCUACAACUUGGCCACGUAUUUAACGAAUCACAAGACUAUUUUCUAUUUUUACGACAAUUAAACAAACAUGCUCCUAAAAAAGGUUCUCAUUUGAAAAAAUAUUUGAGAACCAACAGUUCGACGUCCUUUGUGAGAUUUUACAAGGAAAUUAAUCAACAUUUUCUAUAUAGACCAGAAGACAACAGUUCCUUAUAUGAUUUGUUAAAAGACUUGAACAAUGUACCCAUCAAAUCAACAGAAGAGUUGUCAGGUGAGAACAAUUUAAAACUAAUACUUAAUUUUCACAAUGGAGGAACAGGAAUAUUUACGCCUAAAAGAUGGGUUGACAGAGAGCUCAAUCCAGACCAUUUUUUUAAAAUGGACAUUAUCAGUCACAGAGCAGAGAUUGCGGCAUUUCAUCUUGACAGAGUACUGGGCUUUCACAAAGUCCCGCCAACAGUAGGACGAAUCCUUAACAUUACAUCAGAUGUUAUGUUACUAGCAAAAGGGCGAUUGAAGGAACAUUUUUUUCAGUCAGAAGAAGGAAGUAUUUGCAUUCAAGGAGACUGCAGCCCUCAUUGUGCAGACACGUGUGGCGCCCCGGAGUUAUUGGAGGGUUCCACGUCAGUAGCUUUACCUGAUAUCAACACUUGUCCCAGGAAGAGGGACAGACAUCCCAUAAAACUGUUACUAGCUAAAAUCAAAAAGAUGAAAUUUGACAAAACGUAUAGAUAUUGCCGAGAUAAUGUCAAGACUAGAAGAUUACAGCAGGCAGCACCAACACAUCUUCUUGAAGUCGUGGAAAUGUCUAUCUUCGAUUUUCUUAUAGAUAACAUGGAUCGGCGACUUAUAGAACGAUUUAAACAGUUUGGUGAGAAUGGCUUCCUUCUUCACGAUGAUAACGGCAGAGGGUUUGCUAAGGCAAAACGAGACUGCUCCACAUGCCUGACUCCACUGCAGCAGUGCUGCAUGAUUCGUUUGUCCACUCUUUUGAAGCUGGUGAAGCUGUACCUAGGGCCCAGUAGUCUUAGCCAGGUGAUGAGGAACUCAUUGAAAGAUGACCCAUUGGCCCCAGUUCUUUUAGACACGCACUUGAAUUCACUAGACAGAAGGUUAGGAAAGAUCCUGAAGGUGGUCAAACGAUGCCUGAAUGGAGUCAAGUUCUGGAAAAAUGUUUUAAUUGAUGAUUUCAUACCAUUAAAAUAGAAUCAAUUUUUGUGAAGUUCUCAUAUGAAGCUAAAGCUAUACACAUGUUAAACCGUACGAUGUAGAAUCAAAUUUAUAGUAGAUAUUGAAGAGCGAUGAAAGAGAUUCAGCUAAGACAAAGAAUCAGAGAAUGUUGUUGAAGAAGUGAAUCCUUCCAAUGCUAUUGGACACAAUGAAUCCUUCGCAGUCCCUACCAUGCACGUGGAGUGAUAUCACUCGAUUUAUACAUUAUGACACCACGAUACUAUAACUAGAUAUACCAAUGGCAUUUUAUUAUUGGUUUAAGAGUUUCACCAUAUCUUUGUUCACUAUUAUUACUUAGACUAUUUUGGCAUCAAAUGAGAUAUUUAGAACUUUAUGACCAGGCCGCCGCGAGGGCUGUGGCCGCCUGUGUGCGAAAUUUUAAAAUGCCGCCCCCCCCCCCCUUUUUUUU
Molecule: messenger RNA, 2131 nt
Organism: Biomphalaria glabrata
Lineage: Eukaryota; Metazoa; Mollusca; Gastropoda; Planorbidae
Product: extracellular serine/threonine protein kinase FAM20C-like
Exons: 11
Coding region: 208-1698 (496 amino acids)
Biological process (GO): protein phosphorylation
Cellular component (GO): Golgi apparatus
Molecular function (GO): protein serine/threonine kinase activity
Source: RefSeq, a predicted model, not a curated record